AUGUAUGUCAAGAAGCGCGAUGGACGCCAGGAGCGCGUCCAAUUCGACAAGAUCACUGCCCGUGUCUCCAGAUUGUGUUACGGACUGGACGCCGACCAUGUCGACCCAGUUGCCAUCACCCAGAAGGUCAUCUCCGGAGUCUAUGGAGGUGUUACCACAGUACAGCUUGACGACCUGGCAGCCGAGACCGCCGCAUACAUGACCGUCACCCACCCAGACUAUGCCAUCCUGGCCGCGCGUAUUGCCGUGUCCAACCUCCACAAGCAGACAAAGAAGCAAUGGUCUUCGGUCAUCAGUGAUCUCUACCACUACGUCAACCCCAAGAACAACAAGGCAUCGCCCAUGAUUGCUCAAGAGACGUACGACUGCGUAAUGAAACACAAGGAGGAGUUCGACUCUGCCAUCGUCUACGACCGAGACUUCAACUACCAAUACUUCGGCUUCAAGACUUUGGAGCGCUCCUACCUCCUCAAGCUCAAUGGCAAGAUCGCCGAGAGGCCGCAGCACAUGAUCAUGCGUGUUGCGGUUGGUAUAUGGGGCGAUGAUAUUGAGAAGGUCAUCGAGACCUACAACCUCAUGUCCAGCAAAUAUUUCACUCACGCCUCCCCAACUCUCUUCAACGCUGGAACACCCCAGGCACAGCUGUCCUCCUGCUUCCUCGUUGACAUGAAGGAUGAUAGCAUUGAGGGUAUCUACGACACCCUAAAGACUUGUGCUAUGAUCUCCAAGAUGGCAGGUGGCAUCGGCCUCAACGUUCACCGCAUCCGCGCCACCGGCUCAUAUAUUGCCGGCACCAACGGCACUUCGAACGGCAUCGUGCCCAUGCUUCGUGUCUUCAACAACACUGCCAGAUAUGUCGACCAGGGCGGCAACAAGAGGCCUGGUGCUUUUGCCAUCUACCUCGAACCAUGGCACGCGGAUGUCUUCGAGUUCCUCGACCUUCGCAAGAACCAUGGCAAGGAAGAAGUCCGUGCUCGUGACCUUUUCCUUGCUCUCUGGAUCCCCGAUCUCUUCAUGAAGCGUGUUGAGAAGAACGGCGACUGGACCCUCAUGUGCCCCAACGAAUGCCCUGGAAUGGCUGAUGUCUACGGCGACGAGUUCGAGGCUCUCUACGAGAAGUAUGAAGCCGAGGGCCGUGGCCGUACGAUCAAGGCCCAGAAGCUCUGGUAUGCCAUCCUCGAGGCACAGACUGAGACCGGAAACCCUUUCAUGCUCUACAAGGACCAUUGCAACCGCAAGAGCAACCAGAAGAACUUGGGUACCAUCCGCAGUUCUAACCUCUGCACUGAGAUUAUCGAGUACUCUGCACCAGACGAGGUCGCUGUCUGCAACCUGGCGUCUUUGGCAUUGCCGUCUUUCGUGGACUACAACGCUGGUGUCUAUGAUUUCCAGAAGUUGCACGAUGUUACCCAGGUGGUUGUUCGCAACCUGAACAAGAUCAUUGAUGUCAACCAUUACCCUGUCCCGGAGGCGCGCAACAGCAACAUGCGACACCGUCCCAUCGGUCUUGGUGUCCAGGGUCUUGCCGACGCUUUCCUUGCUCUCCGUAUGCCUUUCGAGUCGCCAGAGGCUCGGCAGCUGAACAAGCAAAUCUUCGAGACUAUCUACCACGCUGCCUUGACAGCAUCGUGUGAUAUUGCUCAGGUCCAGGGCACUUACGCCACGUACGAAGGUUCUCCUGUCUCACAAGGUAUCCUUCAGUACGACAUGUGGAAAGAUGUCACGCCAUCAGACCUCUGGGACUGGGAGGGCUUGAAGGCACAGAUCAAGCAGCACGGUAUUCGCAACAGUCUGCUCAUGGCUCCCAUGCCCACCGCCAGUACCUCACAGAUCUUGGGCAACAACGAAUGCUUCGAGCCCUAUACCUCCAACAUCUACUCUCGUCGUGUUCUGGCUGGCGACUUUCAGGUUGUCAACCCUUGGCUGCUGAAGGACCUUGUCGACAUGGGUCUUUGGUCUGACAACAUGAAGAACCGUAUCAUCGCCGAUGGAGGUUCCGUCCAAAACAUUGCCAGCAUCCCUGCCGAGGUCAAGGCUCUGUACAAGACCGUCUGGGAAAUCUCCCAAAGGACAGUCGUUCAGAUGGCUGCCGACCGCGGUGCUUUCAUCGAUCAGUCGCAGUCUCUCAACAUUCACAUGAGAGAUCCUACUAUGGGUAAAAUCACGAGCAUGCACUUCGCCGGCUGGAAGCUUGGUCUCAAGACCGGCAUGUACUACUUGCGUACCCAGUCUGCCGCUCAGCCUAUUCAGUUCACCGUUGACCAGGCUGCUCUGAAGGUCGUUGACUCACCCACCGCUAAGCUCGGCGCGUUGAAGAAGCGAGCACCGCCCUCUGGCAGCUACGUGUCGUCGCAGAACACCGGUGUCCCCAGACCUGUAUACGCCAAGAGGGAGGAUUCGAACAGCAACCUCAACGCGUCGGAUCUUAAUGGGGUCCCAACGCCGAGCGCCACCCCGCCCCCGAUGGGCGUGGCUAAGGCAGGGAACACAGUUGCUGUGCCUGCAAACCCUCCUCCUUUCAAGGCGGAUGUAGAGGAGGCUGAGAGCCCCAAGGCUUUGGCGACUGAGCCCUCAGAGAAGCUGAAGGCUGAAGAGCUUCCGGAGGGAACACUCGAGGGCAAGAAGACACCUCUGCAAGAUGAGGAUAAAGAUGGGGAGAGCAAAGAGCGCGAGUACGACAUUUACGCUGAUGCCGUUCUGGCUUGCAGUAUUGAGAACCCCGAAUCCUGCGUGAUGUGCAGCGGUUAA
This is a messenger RNA of Anthostomella pinea, 2748 nucleotides long. The record is from the annotation of a GenBank genome assembly. Lineage: Eukaryota; Fungi; Ascomycota; Sordariomycetes; Xylariales; Xylariaceae.